AUGCGGUUAUUGUUUGGCAUCUCCGUUGCAAUAUUCGGAUUCAUUUAUCAAACCAGCGGUAUAAAUGUCCCAUACUCGGACAUGUACCUUCCAGUUGCAACCAAUGGCUUCGUAUGUCGAACAGACUUCUUUACAAUCCAUCAUCUACGAGAAGCAGCUGAAAAUGCUAUGGAAUCAACUUUCUUUAAAGAAUAUUAUCGACAUUUUCCGAGAAUAUUUGAGGAUACGCAUCUAUUUAAUGUUAAAUCAGACAUCCUUCUUUCGUGGCCUGUUAUGUCCACUGGGAAAAUCUAUCACGCAGGGAAACCAGGGAGAGUUCGCCUAAUCAUAAACAUUAGAGGUCAAAUUAUGGGUUUGAUGAUGAUUAACUCCAAGAUCCAAGGCCAUAAUAUUAGUUUCGAGAAAUGCAAUCCGGUACGCAGGUCUCUUCAAGAAGAAGAUGAUGAAGAAAACUUUUUGAAUCAAAACUGGAGUGUAACUAGACCGACGUUUGGAUACAGUUGUGGCUUAAAAUUCAUUUCAGUGUCCACGGUUGAUGGAUUAAUGGAAAUAGCCUCAAAUAGUAAUUUCCUACACAAAUCGACAGGAAGGGCCAAGCUUGCUAACCUUGAAAAAUUUAUGGGCGAUGAUUUUCUAGGAGAUGAUCUGUACUCUUUCCCAGUGCAUCAAACCUUAACUGAUAAGAUCACUAAUGGGGCGCCUGGUCCUUUUCGUGUUAUUUUUGAUAUGAAAAAUUCUGAGUUGAAAGGAAUUAUAAAUUUAGAAGAUAGGAAUGAAAAAUGUGUAACUUUAUGGGAUUUAUCAUCUACUUCAUCAGGUAUCACUUACAGCCCGUCCUCCGUAUUAAAUCUCGAGACUAUGCAGGAAAGUUAUUGGCACGAUACUUGUUUUGGAUAUAAGUUUAAGACGAAAACAAUAUUGCUUUACUUAGAGUUCGUCUUGAAAGAGUGGGAGUCAAAAUUGAAUGGGAGAAAACUCAAUUUCCCUUAUUUACUGAAGAAUAGUGUUAAGCUUUGGCCCAUGAGAACUCCAGAAAGUCAUGAUAACUAUAUAGCAAUCUAUGAUGCGUUCGCGAUAGGCUAUGAUAUCGAACAAGCUACCUACGGCAUAUAUCGUGCGAAGGUGCGGGUGGGUAACUUCAUUACGGCCGAACUAUGUCUAAAAUUUUCUCACGACCAUGUUCAUAAUAUACAGAGAAUUCUCGGUCCAGCUGCGCUAUAG
Molecule: messenger RNA, 1221 nt
Organism: Blumeria graminis f. sp. triticale
Lineage: Eukaryota; Fungi; Ascomycota; Leotiomycetes; Helotiales; Erysiphaceae
Source: the annotation of a GenBank genome assembly